Nicotiana attenuata is the source of this 3559-nucleotide messenger RNA. Its product is annotated as probable LRR receptor-like serine/threonine-protein kinase IRK. Bases 550 to 3261 code for a protein of 903 amino acids. Gene Ontology annotation, biological process: protein phosphorylation. Gene Ontology annotation, molecular function: ATP binding; protein binding; protein kinase activity. The transcript is spliced from 3 exons. The record is from RefSeq and is a predicted model, not a curated record. Lineage: Eukaryota; Viridiplantae; Streptophyta; Magnoliopsida; Solanales; Solanaceae.
AAAGACUCUCUGUAUCCCACUCAGACAGUAAAGAGAGAGAGAGUCUUAAAUACUUUACUGACUCGCCGUCGCCGGAAAAUCUCAUUAUCCCUCCGGCGGCUUUUCUGUUAAAUUCUUUUAAGGUCAGAGCACACUUUUCCGCCGCCGGUGGUUUCUUUCCCGGCAAAUUCUCAACUCACAUUUUUCUGCUGUUAAGGUCUAACUGCUUUGAGUUCCUUCCUAUUUUAGCCAAGUUUUUAGCUCUCAUUGGACUUUUUUUCGCCCUAUCUUUUCUGGUUUUUUGGUUCCUUAAAGUUUACUCUUUUAGCAGAUUCGUAGAAUUUUAGGGUUUUGGGUCUUACUUUUAGGAACUGUUUGGAUUGCAUUUUUAGCCGCUGGACCCAAAGGUUUCAUCUUUAGUCUUGACGGGUCAUUUCAGCUCCUGUUUUGGAAGUUUGUUUUGCUUAGCAAACCACACGUUGUAGGGACGCCGAGGCAGCUUCUUUAUUUUCCUACAACAUUUUUUUAAGCUGACCUCGUACUUGGUCUCUAUACCUUAGAAUCUUGCUAAUGGCAAUAUUAGCAGUACGUAGAUUGAAAAUGAGAAAGCUGUUUGUUAUCGUAAUUUUUUGUCUUUUAGCUGCUAUUUCUGUGAGAGCAUUGAACCCAUCUAUGAAUGAUGAUGUACUGGGACUAAUUGUGUUCAAAUCGGACGUUCAAGAUCCAGAUGGAAAACUGAAAUCUUGGAAUGAAGAGGAUGAUAGUCCUUGUAACUGGAACGGAAUAAAUUGCAACCCAAGAUCCAACAGGGUUUCUGAUGUUGUUCUUGACGGGUUUGGACUUUCAGGGAGGAUAAGCAGAGGCCUUUUACGCUUGCAGUUUCUUCACAAGCUUUCGUUAGCAAACAACAAUCUUACUGGAAGCAUUAGUAUUUUUAGUCUUUCUCAGCUUGCAAAUCUCAAGAUUCUUGAUUUGAGUGAGAACAGCUUAUCUGGUCCCAUUCCUGGUGAUUAUUUUGAAAAAUGCGGGCCGUUGAAAUCAAUUUCUCUAGCCAAGAACAAAUUUUCAGGUGAAAUACCAGAGAGUUUGAGGUCUUGUGCGACGCUUGCGUCACUUAAUUUAUCGUCAAAUCAGUUUUCGGGGCUGGUGCCUUCUGGAAUUUGGUCUUUGAAUGGACUAAGGUCUCUUGAUCUGUCGAAUAAUUUGUUGGACGGUGAAAUUCCAGCUGGCAUUGAAGGUUUGAGUAAUUUGAGAGCAAUAAACUUGGGGGGAAAUCAUUUCAAGGGUGAAAUUCCAGAUGUAAUUGGAGGUUGUUGGCUUUUGAGGUCAAUUGAUUUGAGUGGAAAUUCUUUCUCUGGAGAGCUCCCAAGCACAAUGCAGAAGCUUAGCUUGUGUAAGGAAGUCGUUUUGAGACGUAAUGCUUUUAGUGGCGUGAUACCAGAAUGGAUUGGAGAAAUGAAAAGUCUUGAGAUUCUUGAUUUUUCUGAGAACAGCUUCUCUGCUAACAUACCAACUUCAGUAGAAAAACUUGAGUCGCUGAAAGUACUAAACGUGUCACAGAAUGUGAUUUCUGGAAGCUUACCGGAGUCCAUUAGCAGUUGUGUUAACCUUCUGAUAUUGGAUGUUAGUCAUAACAAUUUGACGGGCACCAUUCCUAAGACUGUUGGACAAUUGAUGUUGGAUACUCUUGACUUGAGUGAGAAUGGCUUAUAUGGUACUGUCCCUGCGGAAAUUGGAGGAGUCACAUCUCUCAGGGAACUUAGACUGGAGAAAAACGCCUUUACAGGACAAAUUCCUAGUUCAAUUGGCAGUUGUUCUUCACUUGUGUCCUUGUCUCUAUCACAUAACAGUCUAACUGGUCCUGUACCUGCAGCUCUUGCUAACCUGACCUACCUUCAAAAUGUUGACUUGUCCUUUAACAAAUUAACCGGAACCUUACCAAAGCAGCUUGGAAAUCUUGGCCAUCUCUUGUCAUUCAACAUUUCACACAACCAGCUACAGGGAGAACUACCUUCUAAUGGUUUUUUUAAUACUAUUUCUCCUUAUUCUGUGUCAGCAAACCCAUCUCUAUGUGGGGCUGCUGUCAAUAGGUCUUGCUCUACCGUCAUGCCCAAGCCAAUUGUUCUUAAUCCCAACUCCACUGAUUCUACUCCCAGCACUGUCCCUCAGAGUUUUCACCAUGAGAAGAAAAUCCUAAGCAUCUCUGCCCUCAUUGCCAUUGGUGCAGCUGCUGUUAUUUUCGUUGGCGUGAUUGCCAUUACCGUGCUCAAUAUUCGUGUCCGGUCCACAACAUCGCACUCUGCUGCUGCAGCCCUUACGUUUUCUGGUGGAGAUGAUUUUAGCCGUUCUCCAUCUACGGAUGCAAAUUCCGGUAAGCUUGUCAUGUUUUCAGGUGAUCCUGACUUCAGCACAGGGGCACAUGCUCUGCUUAACAAGGAUUGUGAACUCGGGCGAGGUGGUUUUGGAGCAGUGUACCACACCGUCCUUGGAGAUGGGCAUUCUGUGGCCAUUAAGAAGCUUACGGUCUCCAGUCUUGUUAAAUCUCAGGAAGACUUUGAGAGGGAAGUUAGGAAAUUGGGAAAAGUCCGUCACCACAAUCUUGUCACCCUUGAGGGUUAUUAUUGGACACCAUCCUUACAGUUACUUAUAUAUGAAUUUGUGGGCGGUGGCAAUUUGUUUAAGCAUCUCCAUGAAGGAUCUGGCGGGAGUUUACUCACAUGGAAUGAGCGGUUCAGCAUCAUUCUCGGGACAGCAAAAAGCUUGGCUCACUUGCACCAAAUGAACAUAAUCCACUACAACCUAAAGUCCAGCAAUAUCCUUAUUGAUGGCUCAGGUGAACCUAAAGUUGCAGAUUAUGGCUUAGCAAGAUUGUUACCAAUGCUAGAUCGAUAUGUUUUGAGUAGCAAAAUCCAGAGUACACUUGGUUACAUGGCACCUGAAUUCGCAUGCAAAACUGUGAAGAUAACCGAGAAGUGUGACGUGUAUGGAUUUGGAGUUCUUAUUCUGGAGGUAGUCACCGGAAAGCGGCCAGUUGAAUAUAUGGAGGACGAUGUGGUAGUAUUGUGUGACAUGGUACGAGGAGCGUUAGAAGAAGGCAGGGUAAAAGAUUGUAUAGAUACAAGGCUACAGGGCAAAUUUCCAGCAGAUGAGGUGAUUCCUGUCAUGAAGUUAGGAUUAAUCUGCACAUCACAAGUUCCAUCUAACCGGCCUGAUAUGGCAGAAGUGGUUAACAUAUUGGAACUGAUCCGAUGUCCUUCAGAAGGCCAGGAUGAACUUGUCUGAUGAUUGUUCACUAGACAAAUAGGAGAUUGUAAGAAAUGAUUUAUCAAUGUGUUAUCCUGGCGAAGAAGAAUCCGGUUGAUUUAUUCAGCGAAGUUGGAAUUUGCUGUUUGAGAAAUUUUUAGCUCUAUUUGUUAUAGAAUCCUUCUGUUCAUCUUUCUUUAGUCCUUUGAGUUACAACUUUUGUAAUUGCUUGUCUAUGCUACCAUGGUUGCCGGAUUCCUUUUCACCGGGUUCCAGUAUUGGAAUCUUAUGGUUAUUAUCCAAAUUUAUCUUAUUCCUUAACAUUUGACUCGUGCAA